CCUUCGCGGACCUGGCUCGUCAGGCGGGGGCAGGCCCCCCGCUCGUCGACUACCUGACGGCGAAGGGCUUGGACCGCACGGCGACCCUCGCGCUCAUCGUCGACAACGUCCCCGACUUGGUCCGCCAGGUCGUCGAGCCGUUCACGGCGGGGUGCACCAUCAACGGCGUCGACCACUCGGCGCGGCCCGAGCACCACGCCACCGUGAGGGCCAUCAUCACCCACAUAUGGCGGGAGGCGCGCAGGCAAUGGGACAUAGCCAUGGCGCCUCCCCCGGCCACGCCGGCACCGGCCUCGACGCCCACAACGACGGUGACCUCGAUGCACAUGGCGGUCGACCCCGACAAGAAGAUCCCCAAGACCUUCGCCCACUGGGCCACCCAGAUCGACGUCUACAACAACCGCCUCCUCGACGGCAAGAAGCGGCGCUUCCCUGAGAACAUGCUCGCUGGCGCGGAGUCCGUCCUGGCCAGGGUGUGGCAUGAACACACCAAAACCAAGGCGGCUUUUCACGGCGGUUCGUCGGCGGCGGCCGGCCAGGCGCUUCGACUUGUCAACGGCGAGGUGGUCUCGGUCGAGGAUUUUGAGUGGGCUCCGCGGUCUCUGCUGGCAAUCAUCGACGGUGUCGACGCGGCCAGGUGGGCCCUCAUACUCGUCGAGGUCGGCAAAGAAGAGGACGUUAACAUGUUCGCUGACUGGUUCGUGAAGCGGCUGUGGUUGAAAGCGUCGUGGGCCAUCGCCCUGGGUAUGCGGGCCGGCAAGACGUUCAAGGAGAUGGCGGCGGAGGCAAUCGCCGCGGCGGUGGCGGCAACCGUGAUCGACGGGGUGACCGUGCAGAAGAUCGCGACGAUCGAAGGGAAGACCGCUGAGACGACCGUCGAGAUGACCGUCGGGGAGACCGGGAUCAAGAGUGGCGGCGCGGCGGCGGCAGAGGCUACCGCCAGCAGCACCAACAGUGGACACACGACGAGGAUCGGCAAAAGCGACCGUCGCCAGUGGGAUGCCUGGGGGCAACAGUCGGGAGCCACCGGCGGCAACAAGCGCAAAGACGCGGCCUUCGCGUGGGAGAUCGACGGCGCUUGCCGGAGGGUGGCCGAGGAGCGCCUCCCUUGGCUCAAGCAACGGGGCGACCUGACUAAGGACUCGGCGGAUGACGUCGCCAGCACCAUCGAAGAUGUCGACCCCGACGGCGAGGCGAUCAUCGUCGUCACCAUGGCGCCGCCCUGCCAGGACUUCAGCCUGAUCAGGUCCGACGGCCCGGGGCACCGAGGCAAGAACGGCGGCCUCUUUCUCAAGGCGACCGGCUUUGUCGGCGGGGCGGUGUUCGGCGCGGUGGGGCGGGCGGCUAUCCAGCCAGUACACAAAAGGGCGGCGCAACCAGGGCGAAUGGACACCAACCUUACGCCAAAGCUGGUCGACGCGCUCCUUGCGUCGGCAGCGCUGCUGGACCACAUCCAACCCAGGUUCGUCCCGUACGGCGAGCCCAGGCCGACGCAGGCCACCAUCUUCGCAGACGCGUUCUUCGUCGACCAAGGCCACCACAUCAAAGCUGGGCAUGUGCCAGACGACGCUGGCAGACAUCGGAACCA
This is a messenger RNA of Symbiodinium pilosum, 1588 nucleotides long. The record is from the annotation of a GenBank genome assembly. NCBI's taxonomy places the organism in Eukaryota, Dinophyceae, Suessiales, Symbiodiniaceae.